CAUUAGACUCACAGUCAUAGCGAUACCUUGCCUCUUUCCAUACAUAUAGUGGAUAUAGUGGACCGUUCAUCGGACUUUACGGGAUUGUCAACCCGUAGCACUGCUCACAUCAGACUCCAACGAGCGACAAAUCGUUGCACCCAGCUCUGCUAUCCCAUAAUACACGUUUGGCUACCAUGGCUCGAGAUCGCACGCCAGAGUUUCGAGCUGCUCUGUCCUCAAUUCGCAACCGUACCCGGGCAUCCAUCGCUCCGGUGAAUGGGUCAAUUCCCAUAGGACAGCGAGACGACUCGAAACAGAACCUCUUGAUCAAUGGAAACGGGAGAGGAACAAGGGGUGCAGGGAAGGAAGGACAGAAGAGCGAGUUUGCUCGGAUGGCAGGGCAGAUCAGCAAAGAUCUGACCCUGACUAUGGGGAAGCUGCAAAAGCUUGCACAACUGGCUAAACGGAAAACACUGUUCGAUGAUCGGCCCGUCGAGAUCUCUGAAUUGACGUACAUCAUCCGACAAGACAUCUCUUCCCUCAACUCUCAAAUCGCUCAACUCCAGGGCUUUGUAAUUCAGCAGAAGAAGGAGACGCAAUCGUCCUCGUCGGCUCAGGGGAAACAAAAGGGCGUGGUCGAGGAGCACAACAACAACGUGGUGAUGAUGCUGCAGAGUCGUUUGGCCAACGUUGGAGUGGGAUUCAAAGAUGUUCUGGAGCUGCGAACCCAGAACAUGAAAGCCAGCAAAGAUCGGACGGAGCAAUUUAUGCAUACCGCAUCAUCGGCGGCGACAGCGCCUCCAUCCCAGAACUCGGUCCUGUUCAACUCCAAUUCGCAAUCAGGCGGAGCUCUCUCAGCAAAUUCUGCCCUGCUUCAACCCACCGACCGCAAGGGCAAAGGUCGAGCGUACCCCUCGUCGUCCCCUCUAUCGGGCUCGACGAAUCCUUCCUCUGAUUUCCUCGCCUUGGACAUGUCCGAGAAGGGUGGUCCGGGCAGCGGGCUUGGAGGUGGUGGACAGAUGCAGCAGGAGCUGGUACUCGAUCGUCAAGACGAAUACAUACAGUCGCGUAGUUCCGCAAUCGAGGGGAUCGAAAGCACUAUUGCGGAGUUGGGGCAGAUCUUCCAGCAAUUGGCUGGAAUGGUUCAGCAACAGGGAGAGAUGGUGCAGAGGAUCGACGCUGACGUGACGGACAUUUCUGCCAAUGUGACCGGAGCUCAGCGGGAAUUGUUGAAAUACUAUGCAUCGAUCACGUCGAAUCGAUGGCUGAUGCUCAAGAUUUUUGGCGUUCUCAUUAUUUUUUUCCUUGUGUUCAUUCUUGUAUCCUGAUCCGAAAGUCACCAAGCCUUGUCCCGUAUCCGAUCAUAUAAUUUGCAUGCUACUUCGCGAUUGGACUGUAGCAGAGCGCAGAGAACGUAGCAAGACAGCCUGAGCACAGGAGCCGAGAGCCGAAGCGGAGGGAGGGGC
Filobasidium floriforme is the source of this 1448-nucleotide messenger RNA. Its product is annotated as putative integral membrane protein sed5. The transcript is spliced from 6 exons. The coding region runs from base 177 to 1310 and encodes 377 amino acids. Gene Ontology annotation, molecular function: SNAP receptor activity; SNARE binding. Gene Ontology annotation, cellular component: Golgi membrane; endomembrane system; SNARE complex. NCBI's taxonomy places the organism in Eukaryota, Fungi, Basidiomycota, Tremellomycetes, Filobasidiales, Filobasidiaceae. The record is from RefSeq and is a predicted model, not a curated record. Gene Ontology annotation, biological process: endoplasmic reticulum to Golgi vesicle-mediated transport; vesicle fusion; intracellular protein transport.